AUGUCAAACUUGGAGGAAGUAGUUUUUUCUGAUAAUCAAUUUGAGGGUUCUAUUCCGCCAGAAUUCUGCAAACUUUAUUACCUUGAAUUCUUAGAUCUUUCUAGGAAUGAUUUAUCUGGGUCUAUACCACCUUGUUUCAGUGAAUUGCCAAAUCUUAGACAUGUCCUUUUGAGUAGGAACAAGUUGAGAGGCUUCAUUCCAUAUGCUUUUAUUAAUAGCACUGGUUUGGGUAUUUUGGAUCUUGGAGGUAACAAUUUCAGCGGAAAAAUACCAAAUUGGAUCAGUAAUUUCUCAAAUUUGACCAUUCUUCUUUUGCAAGCCAAUAAUUUCCAUGGCAACAUUCCCAUUGAGUUAUGCCGCUUGAAACAAUUAAACAUAUUGGAUCUUUCCUCGAAUAAUUUGUCUGGACGCUUACAUGCCUGCUUAAGUAAUUUGUCAUCGAUGCCGGUCAGUGUGCCUUAUCAAGAAUUUUUAAGGAUUCCUGAUAUCAACUCUCUUCCAAAUUUCGAAGACCCUACUUCUGAUUUUGGUCGUUUUCGUUCCUCUAUGGAAGAAGUUUUAGAGUUAACAACAAAGAGCAACUCACUUUCUUACACGGGAUACAUCCUUGAUUAUAUGUAUGGAAUCGAUCUUUCUUGUAAUAGAUUCUCCGGUGAAAUCCCCAUCGAAUUUGGAAACUUAGCCAAUGUCAAAUCAUUAAACUUAUCGCACAACAAUCUGAUAAGCUUAAUCCCAACAACGUUUUCAAACCUGAAGCAGCUAGAGAGUUUGGAUCUUUCCUACAACGAUUUAAAUGGUCAAAUUCCCCCACAAUUGAUUGAGGUAACAACUUUGGAAGUAUUUAUUGUGGCUCAUAACAACUUAUCAGGCCCAAUUCCAACGAAAAAUCAAUUUGGGACUUUUAAUGGGAGCAGUUACGAAGGAAAUCCUCUUCUUUAUGGACCCUCAUUAAGUAAGAGUUGUGAUGAGACUAAUGUUGCAUCCCCAGCUACGUAUCCCUUUAUUGAGCAAAGGGAGGAUGAUAGUUUCAUGGACAUGAUUGAUUUCUGGGUGAGCUUUUUGGUGGCCUACAUCAUGAUACUGUUGGGUAUGGCAAUAGUCCUAUACAUAAAUCCAUAUUGGCGAGCAGUAUGGUUUUACCAGAUCGAAGUAUGCAUCAACAAUUGCUACUAUUUUGUGGUGGAUAAGUUCUGA
Messenger RNA from Tripterygium wilfordii, 1194 nucleotides. RefSeq names its product receptor-like protein 15. The record is from RefSeq and is a predicted model, not a curated record. NCBI's taxonomy places the organism in Eukaryota, Viridiplantae, Streptophyta, Magnoliopsida, Celastrales, Celastraceae. The transcript has a single exon. The coding region runs from base 1 to 1194 and encodes 397 amino acids. Gene Ontology annotation, molecular function: protein binding.